Rosa rugosa (rugosa rose) is the source of this 2860-nucleotide messenger RNA. RefSeq names its product protein ACTIVITY OF BC1 COMPLEX KINASE 8, chloroplastic. Gene Ontology annotation, biological process: regulation of response to reactive oxygen species. The transcript is spliced from 21 exons. Bases 148 to 2412 code for a protein of 754 amino acids. Lineage: Eukaryota; Viridiplantae; Streptophyta; Magnoliopsida; Rosales; Rosaceae. The record is from RefSeq and is a predicted model, not a curated record.
AAAUUAAACUAAUUCUCUCAAAAACACAGACUUUCUGUCUUCUUCUUCUUCACUUCCCUCUUCAUCUUCCCCAAUCUCUCUCUCUCUCUCCCCGGCCAUGAAAAUUGCGGGUUAGGGUUUCAGCAAAGCUCACCGACCUUUAUUGCAAUGGCGUCCUGUUCGUUACCGUUACCGGAGCUCACCUUUCUCUCGCCGCGGACGACUUCUAAGCGCCGGCUUUCUCUCUCCGGAGUUCCUCUCUCUAAAUUUCCGAUUUCCAGAUACCAGAGGUGCGGCCUCCGAUCGCGAAUCAGAGCGGCGAAAGAGGAAGGGGUGGUGGUGGUGGAAGAGAGGGAGGCGGAGUUGAUCAAGAAAGUGAAUGGCGUUAGUGGUAGUGGAUAUAGUUCGAAUGGCGCGGCGAACAAGUACUCGAAUGGAAGCGUGAGGGUGGUGGAGAGUGAGAAUGGGAGCUUGGUGAAGUAUGUGAAUGGGAAUGGGGCGGCGGAGGCCACGGUGGUGGAAGAGGUUGAGGUUUUGAAGUCCAAGGAGGAAGGGAGGCAGAGGAAGAUUGAGGAAAUUGGUAAGGAGGACGCGUGGUUUAAGCAAAGCGGGCUGCCAAAGGUUGAGGUUUCUGUUGCACCUGGUGGCCGUUGGAGUAGAUUCAAAACUUACUCGACAAUCCAGAGGACCUUGGAAAUAUGGGGAUUUGUUCUAUCUUUCCUCGUUAAGGCUUGGUGGAAUACUAAAAAAUUUGCUUAUCGAGGGGGAAUGACAGAGGAAAAGCAAACCUUAAGGCGUAAGGCGCUUGCCAAGUGGCUAAAGGAGAAUAUUCUGAGAUUGGGUCCAACAUUCAUCAAAAUUGGCCAGCAGUUCUCCACAAGGGUCGACAUUCUCGCUCAAGAAUAUGUUGACCAGUUGUCUGAACUUCAGGAUCAAGUUCCUCCUUUCCCAUCAGAAACAGCUGUAUCAAUCGUUGAAGAAGAGCUUGGAGCUCCUGUGAAUGCUAUCUUUGAUCGUUUUGACUAUGAACCAAUAGCUGCUGCUAGUCUUGGUCAGGUUCACCGUGCAAGGUUGAAGGGACAGGAAGUUGUUAUUAAAGUACAGAGGCCUGGACUCAAGGAUCUUUUCAAUAUUGAUCUUAAGAACCUGAGGGUAAUUGCAGAAUAUCUUCAGAAAAUUGACCCCAAGUCAGAUGGUGCGAAGAGGGAUUGGGUUGCUAUCUAUGAUGAGUGUGCUAAUGUGUUAUAUCAGGAGAUUGAUUACACAAAGGAAGCUGAUAAUGCUGAACUAUUUGCAAGUAACUUCAAGAAUAUGGAUUAUGUGAAAGUCCCAACAAUAGUACGGGAAUACACCACACCACAGGUUCUGACUAUGGAAUAUGUCCCUGGGAUCAAAAUAAACAAGAUACAAGCUUUGGAUCAAUUGGGAGUUGACCGGCAGAGGCUGGGACGGUACGCUGUUGAAUCAUACUUGGAACAAAUUCUGUCUCAUGGGUUUUUCCAUGCUGAUCCUCAUCCUGGAAAUAUUGCUGUGGAUGAUGUCAAUGGUGGAAGAUUGAUCUUUUAUGAUUUUGGAAUGAUGGGAAGCAUCAGUCCAAACAUUAGAGAAGGUUUGCUGGAAACAUUUUAUGGAGUUUAUGAGAAGGAUCCAGAUAAGGUCCUUCAGGCAAUGAUUCAAAUGGGUGUUCUUGUGCCUACUGGAGAUAUGACAGCUGUCAGACGAACAGCACAGUUCUUCCUUAGGAGUUUUGAAGAGCGUCUUGCUGCACAGAGAAAAGAGAGAGAAAUGGCAACAAAAGAACUUGGAUUUAAAAAGCCACUGAGCAAGGAGGAAAGGAUAAUGAAAAAGAAGGAAAGGCUGGCUGCAAUUGGGGAAGAUUUAUUAGCCAUUGCAGCAGACCAACCCUUCAGAUUCCCAGCGACAUUCACAUUCGUUGUAAGAGCAUUUUCAGUGUUGGAUGGAAUCGGGAAGGGUCUUGAUCCUCGAUUUGAUAUCACUGAGAUUGCCAAACCGUAUGCACUGGAAUUGCUAAAAUUUCGUGAAGCUGGAGUUGAAGUUGUUUGGAAGGACAUCAGAAAGCGAUGGGACAGGCAAUCUCAGGCAUUUUAUAACUUAUUUAGACAGGCAGACAGAGUUGAAAAGCUUGCUGAAAUUAUCCAAAGAUUGGAGCAAGGUGAUCUGAAGCUUAGAGUUCGGACUUUAGAAUCUGAGAGGGCAUUCCAGCGAGUUGCUACUGUCCAGAAGACUGUUGGAAAUGCUGUUGCUGCUGGAAGCCUGAUCAACCUCGCAACAAUCUUGUAUAUUAAUUCCAUUCGAGUGCCUGCCAUUGUAGCAUAUGUCGCUUGUGCAUUUUUUGGCGUUCAAGUUCUUAUUGGCAUCAUAAAGGUCAAAAAGUUUGAUGAACGGGAGCGGUUGAUAACAGGGACUGCUUAAUCAAUUGGAGAUCCAGCUCAUGCUUUUACGUGUCAACCUUCCAAUCCUUGAAGAAAGUUAGUAUAUGGAAAUCCUGGAUUGUUGUUGUUUUAUCAACGAUAUGAUCUAGCACUUCAAACUUGCAAGUUUCUGAUGAAUCUUUGAGAAGACGAAUGCUUUCGGACAAAAAUUGUCAUAUAAACACAAGAGUUAGAGUCUGAACCUCUAUUAGGUCAGGUGUACUGUUUUCAUUUUGUUGCUACAUUCCCAAAAUUAUAUUCCCAGAUGUAGUUGAUUGAAGAUGUGUCGUCAGUUUUCCGGUUGAUGACUGUAUACAGCAUCAUAUAGCCCUAAUGUAGAGGUCUUUGUAACAAUCUUGUAGCCGAGACUGACUCUUUGGUCCCCCAUCAAAAUUUGGCCUGGUGGGAUGUGCAUAAUUGUUGUAUAAUGUUGUAUUAUGUAGAUUUCU